This is a messenger RNA of Psilocybe cubensis, 795 nucleotides long. RefSeq lists its product as uncharacterized. The record is from RefSeq and is a predicted model, not a curated record. NCBI's taxonomy places the organism in Eukaryota, Fungi, Basidiomycota, Agaricomycetes, Agaricales, Agrocybaceae. The transcript is spliced from 3 exons. The annotation marks the transcript as partial.
AUGUCGUCCAUUCAGGAGGAAAGCGACAACCUUGUCCAGGCUUCACAGCAAGUCCAGCAGGAGCAGUCGAACAACAGGUCUCCUAAAUCCGAUCCUGAUCUGCCCACUGGCAAGUUGUGGGACGUUCAAGAUCCUUUCAGAUUUGCCCCACCUAAACCUGACGGAGAUUCAUGGGCUUUACUACUAGACCCAUUGAUAAUGAAGGAUAAAGUUCAAUGCGACGCUUGGAAAGACGAAGUACAAUACUUGCUCAUUUUUGCUGGACUUUUCUCUGCGGUAAUUACCGCUUUCAUCGUCGAGUCGUACAAGAACCUACAGCCGGACCCCAAUGACGCCAUCGUUAGCCUUCUUUCUCAGAUAGCUUCACAGAUGGAUCGGUCUCUCAAUGUGACUACCGUCAACCUGUCGCCUGCAAACUCUUUUGCGCCUACCCCAUCUUCCAUCCGGGUCAACGUGUUUUGGUUUAUUAGUCUUGUUCUCAGCAUGGGUACAGUAAUCAUAGGUAUUGUCUCUUUACAGUGGCUAAGGGAACAUCAAUCUUACGAGUCGGACCUCUCACCACGGGAAAAAUAUGCAUUAUUCAACAUGCGAGCCAAUGGAUUAAAACGAUGGCACGUUGACAAAUUUUUAAACUCUCUGCCACUACUACUACAGGCAGCUCUUGUCCUCUUUCUAGGAGGAGUCAUCGACUUUCUUCAUGCCAUUGGAUACUGGGCCGUCACAAUCCCUGUUGUUGUUGUGAUUGCUUUCAUCUUGCUAUUUCUUGUUACUACUACACUUCUGCCAUGUCUUCAG